Molecule: messenger RNA, 3799 nt
Organism: Polypterus senegalus (gray bichir)
Lineage: Eukaryota; Metazoa; Chordata; Cladistia; Polypteriformes; Polypteridae
Product: forkhead box protein F2-like
Exons: 2
Coding region: 533-1684 (383 amino acids)
Biological process (GO): animal organ morphogenesis; regulation of transcription by RNA polymerase II
Cellular component (GO): nucleus
Molecular function (GO): RNA polymerase II cis-regulatory region sequence-specific DNA binding; DNA-binding transcription factor activity, RNA polymerase II-specific
Source: RefSeq, a predicted model, not a curated record
GAGAGAGAGAGACUGUGUGUGCAUGAGGCGAAAGGAGAGGGGGCUUCUAAAAACAAAGAUUUACGAAUUGAUAGGUGGUCGCGGCGUGUUUGACUGAACAGUCUUACGCAAAAAGUCUAAGAUCUCUGCGCUUCCUCUUCUUAAAGGAUUAAGGCAAGUGAUGGCCACCAGGUGGAGGCCGGAGCCCUGUCAUCGCGAUUUUAAGCAAAGCACAGGACACCGCACGCAGAAAUAAAAAAGCUGAAGAAAAACUUUCCUACUGAGCAGCAAUUCGGUCGCUAUAAGAGGAAACCAUAGUAAGAACACAUAAGUGAGGAAUAUUAUUGAUUAAAAUAUUAUUUUUAAAUUCCGCUUGCUUCCAUGUAAAGCAGACGAAACUUGGGAUCAUUUCUUUUCUCAUUACUUCUCGGGAAACUAAUGUCAUCGCGGUUAAGUGGAAUUCAAUAACGUGUAUUGUCUUGGGACCGCUGUUAAAAGGGAGCUUUUCCUUUAAUGCUCCGCGGGCUGGCUGUGCAAUUCAUUUCGGUUUAAGAUGACAACGGAAACUCCUCCGCAGCAUUUGGACUCUCCGGCCUCUCUAAGGUCCAGUCCGGCUUCUGGAAGUCUGCACGCUGCCCUAAUGAGCCAGCAGCCAGCGCCAGUGGAGAGCACAGUCUCUUCGAAGUCAAAAAAAGUCAACUCAGGACUUCGACGACCUGAAAAGCCACCUUAUUCUUAUAUUGCCCUUAUAGUGAUGGCAAUACAGAGCGCCCCGACUAAGAGACUGACACUAAGCGAGAUCUACCAGUUCCUCCAGGCUCGGUUCCCUUUCUUCAGGGGCUCGUAUCAGGGUUGGAAAAAUUCGGUGCGACACAACCUCUCUUUGAACGAAUGUUUUAUUAAAUUGCCCAAAGGCUUGGGCAGACCUGGAAAGGGCCAUUAUUGGACCAUUGAUCCAGCCAGUGAGUUUAUGUUUGAAGAAGGGUCUUUUCGUCGUAGACCAAGGGGAUUUCGAAGAAAAUGUCAAGCCUUGAAGCCUAUGUAUAGGAUGAUGAACAGCAUUGGUUUUGGCACUUCAAUUUUACCACAAAAUUUUGAUUUUCAACCACCAUCGUCUCUGGCAUGUCACACCAACAGCUACAACUUGGACAUGAUGGCCAAUUCUAUGACAGGAGGUUAUGACGGAUUCGGUGGCGGCCCUCAUGUGCCUCAUAUGUCUCCAAGUCCUGGAUCUACCUAUAUGGCCAGUUGUCCAGUAACAUCUAAUGGAGACUAUGGUCCUGACAGCAGUAGCAGCCCUGUGCCGUCUUCUCCUGCUAUGGCUAGCGCCUUAGACUGCCAUUCUCCGUACGCAAGUACAUCUGCCCCGUGGGCGCAAUCAGGGGGCACUCCUUACAUCAAACAACAGCCCAUAGCAACAAAUAGUCCGUCGGUGUCCAGUAUACAUUCUAGCAUGUCUUCAUAUUCAUUAGAGCAAAGCUAUCUACAUCAGAAUUCCAGAGACACGGGAGAAAUAUCAGUGGGGAUACCUCGCUACCAAGCACAUGCACCUCCUGUCUGCGAUCGGAAAGAUUUCGUUUUGAACUUCAACGGGAUUUCCUCGUUUCACCCUUCGGCCAGCGGAUCUUAUUAUCAUCACCAUCAUCACCAUCACCACCACCACCACCAGAGCGUUUGUCAGGAUAUCAAACCAUGCGUAAUGUGAGUGGCUGUUUGGACAUCGCCACUAAUCAGCUCUGCCAAACCAAGUCAAACGUCGCAGGCACUGAGCACUGAGGUUGCACCUGCAUCUUGAUUUCCUGGGAAUUUGGGCUUAUCUUGAAACGCCAGAAAAAGGAAGUAACACACACAUUUGAGUUUAUCACAAAUCUCAUUGUGAAGGCAUUUUCAUUUUUAUUUUUCUUAUCAAUGUGUUUUUUAUUGGUUUUCAAAUUCACGAUAAGGCAGGCGUAUUGCUGUAUGCUACCGUACGAAUGCACUAUUUUCCAAAUACACUUUUUAUAGCAAUAUCACGUCUGCUGAAUAAAGAAAUAUAAUACCUAAAUCAUUUGUAACGUGUGGCCGAUUACUGCACCCCAUAAACAUUAUUUAGCAAUACCUUUAUUUUUAUCAUAUAUGCUUAGAAAAUGGAAGCGGACACCAGAUUUCAAUGUACAGUUCUUUUAAAAUUCUCCAUUCUUCAUUAUGUUGAAAAGGUCAAACGUAUUUAAAAUGUUAUCCAUUUCAUGUGUAUUAUGCUUAUGUAUGUUGGGGUUUUGAGUAUCCUGCAGGUUUAUUUUUUUCACUCCGUUCAGAGCUGGCUUGGUGGUUUGUUUAAUAUCAGGAUGUUUCCAACGGCGAUCUCAGGAAAUGGGACUGAGAUACACCCACUUUAUUUUUGCACUUAAUGAAUACAUUUAAAAGUGUCAAUAUGCAGAUGUAAAAGAAGUCAAUAAAUGUAUAUAUGUGUGCCUUUAUGCGUCUGGGUUCCCACCGCAUUUCUUUUUCAAGGCAGAUCAUAAUGUGCCUUAAGAUUAAAUAAUGACUUACUUUAAUGUUAGGAAAGAUUUUAAGUAAAAUAUUUAGAGAAUGAUGUGCAAUGAAAAAUGUUGGUGUUUUCUUUAGCUACAGUUUUUCACUCUGAUGGUUAUACAAUCUGCUCCAUUCCGUUUGUUUCUUUAAUACAACAGAUUUGUUUUCACCCGCAUAUUGGAAAAGUCAUUGUGCAAUUUUAGUGAAGGUAAAAAUAUUAGGUUACAAUUAAUUCUCUUGAGCAAGACAUAAUUAGUUAAAUAAAAGUGCAAUUCAGAAUUCAUUUGUAGUUUUUCUGAACCAUAUGUAAGGGUCAUUUUGGCAGCCUCUCUCGCAUCAUCGGGCAUAGGGUAGGACCAAAAUACUGCUUUAACAUUAUUAAUAUUUUGUCGAAGCCGGAAAUUAAAUUUGUUUACUGUAGUUUUGAUUUUAUUAUUAUAAGUAUAAUGAAAGAUAUUGUAAAAGUAAAAUAUAAUUUGAAAUGUUUUUUUUUUUAUCUUGGGGCUACUUCGAAAGGUGAUGAUGAGAAAGAACAAAACUAAUUUGUUAUUACUCUGAAUAUUCCAAAUUCUAGUCUUAGUAGUAAAUCAAAUAGGAUUACUAAAUACAAGCAAGAGGGAAACGUUGUUUUGUUGUUAUUAGCAUAAUAACUAUCAAACGCGCAUAAUCCAUAGAGCCUAUCACUGCACUGCAUGGAAAUGAGACGCCUGCUAAGUACGGGACUUGCUGUUAUCAUUUUGUUGCUUAUUAUUUGGACAGAUAAUUUUAAAAAAUUACACUGUAACGUGUAACGAUAAAAAGACGUGCAAUGCGUGAUUCGAUGCAGAUAGAUGAAGUCUUUAAAUUCCAACUAAUUAACGCUAUGGAAAACACAGCCAAAUGAUUAUGUGUUAACAAUGAAAUGGGUCUAUGAAUACUUAUAUUUUAUAAUCUGCUGACUACUUGGCUCUGUGCGGCACAACAAAUAUACUCACAUAUAGUCAGUAAUACGAAACGGCAAGAUAUAGCAUCAAGAUCAUAAAACGUAACAGGUGCAAAAUUUCAUUCAAUAUGAAAAAAUCUAUAAAUAUUUUAAAAAAAUCAGUCUUUACAAAUAGAAACAUGCAUAUAUUGCUCACAAUUCUGGUGCUUUUAGAACAAUUGUUAUUGUCCAUAUUAUAGUAACUUGUGGCUGUAAUUUUUGCUAAGUUGUGGGUAAUGGGAACAGACAGCGCUUUGAAGAAAACAAAUUCACAGAUAAGGCAAUUAAUUGUGAAGUGUCUAAGCAUAGAAAAAAAUAUAACAAUAAAGUAGUAAAAUUGUGUUCUUA